GUUUCCCGUUUCUAUUAAAAAAUUGCAAGACUUUUCAUGCAGCAAGUGCAUGUUUGCGGUUGGAAUAACCAAUAUAGCGGGGAAUUUUGAUGUGAGAUAAUGUCCUACUAUUCGCAAGAAGCUGGCUCACCUGCCAACAGUUGGCAAACUGCAGGGCCUCCAGGAAGUGUGUUUGAGGAUGAUAUUCGAGCAACUAGUCCAAACAGCACCCGUCAAACAAAGUUAGCACAACAGAAAGCACUGAUUGAAAAACGACAACAACAGAAAAGAGCACAAUUUGGAGUUAUGAAACCCAAUGACAUGAUGCGUCCAGGUUCUGGUCGGCCUGGAACAGCUGGUGAUAGAAGCAUGGUAUCAAGUGGCAUUGGUGGAACUAGCUAUCCUGGUGCUGCCAAUGAUGGUCGAAUAACCAUAGUGCCAAGGAGACAAGAUCCCGAAGUGGGACUGUUGGUUAAUGUGGGCCCAGAUGAGCCUCCCAAAAGGGAGGUAACGACGGACACUGAGAAGAAGCUGGCCGCGAUGGGACUGAACUCGAGUGCAGAUUACGCGCCGAACGAACACCAUGACGACGAUGACGAACUCGAAGAGGAAACGUUACCAGCAAUUGCGCCCAUUACGAGCAAAAUCUCUCGCGUCCCAUCGUCACAAAACAGCAACGAACCGGGCGAAAAGGCUGACGAGACUCCGGAACUCGAGGUUAAUGGUGGAGGCAACUUAGAUUUUGAAGAUCUUGAUCUCUUCGUUGACGGGCCCGCGCCUAAAGGAACGACGGUGAAAUGUAGGAUAUCUCGGGAUAAGAAGGGCAUGGAUCGAAAUAUGUACCCUACCUAUUUCCUACAUAUGGAAAAGGAUGAUGGAAAAAAGAUAUUUCUCCUCGCCGGUCGAAAACGAAAAAAGAGUACGACUUCGAACUAUUUGAUAUCCACGGAUCCCACAGACUUGUCUAGAAAAGGUGAAAGUUACGUCGGAAAAUUGAGGUCGAAUCUAGUUGGCACGAGAUUUACGAUAUAUAAUGAAGGGGUGAAUCCGAAGAAAGGAGGCGUGAUGGCGGAUGGCUCAAACAUUCGCGAAGAAUUAGGAGGAAUAGUAUAUGAUACAAACGUGUUAGGUUUUAAAGGUCCCAGAAAGAUGACCAUAAUCAUACCAAGUAUGGGCGUCGACUAUAAAAGAAUACCGGUUCAACCUAAAAUGGAGAGCGAAACGAUUUUGGAACGACAUCGUCGACGGAUGCUUGAUAAUUUACUGGAGUUACAUAACAAAACGCCCGUAUGGAAUGAUGAUACGCAGUCAUAUGUACUUAAUUUCCAUGGUCGCGUCACCCAGGCGUCGGUCAAGAACUUUCAAGUCAUUCACGAAAACGAUCCCGAGUAUAUCGUCAUGCAAUUUGGUCGAGUAGCGGAAGACAUCUUCACGAUGGAUUACAACUAUCCGAUGUCUGCCGUACAAGCCUUCGCGGUUGCGCUCAGCAGUUUUGACGGCAAGCUCGCAUGCGAGUGAUGCCAAAGAAAUGCAGAGGAUAUUUUAAACAGAACAAAGCGUGCAGAGUUAAAACUGUACACAUUUUAAUCUAGAUAUAUUUGGUCAAAUCCCCCACAGAGCCGCAUCGAAAUUUCAUCUAGUUCUUUCUGCUGUCGAGACGUAAUCAGAUUUCAGAGAUUCCAUGAGACUUUAAAAACUACAGCCGCCCAAGUUUUUCAGUUUUAUACCUUACGCAAAAGUCUGUCCAUUUCCUGAACUGUGUCCAAUUACAUAAAGAGCUACACCAAUCAAAAGAUUUGGACUAUAUCCAGUUCCGCCUGUAGGAUUUGAUGGGACUUUUGCAAACCAGACCUGUAUCACUUAUACAAAACUUACAAAAUACCAAAGAAUUCCAAACAGUCGAAAGAAUUAUGAGAUUUCGUGCGGCCCUGUGACUUGGUUAAACGUUACCUAUAGUCGUGGAAUAAAAACAAGUUUUAUCCAGUCGAGAGAUUGCUAAACCUCAACGAAACGAAUGGUACUUGAAUAAAAAGCAACCCAUGCAACCUUAGGCGAAGGUCCUUUUAAUAGAAAAACGAAAUUUUAAUUGUAUAUGACAAUGAACGUGUAUAGUUAGAAUGCAGCAUAUGAUAUCGUGUGUCGUUUGGGGUAGGGAGUGAUCUUGUUAUACGUCCUGCAAUACCCUACAAUUCCAUGCCACGUGUCAUUAACUUUUCUAUACACUUUGCGUUCACAAAGUCCUUUCCUUUACGUGUAUUAUAGAUCUUACAUAUAAACCAAUUCCUAUUGUCGACUGCGAACCCAUGUAGGACGUUUUCCGUCCGGACAGAUUGCUGGUCGAUAGGUCUAUUUUGUGUCGUAAGCAAAUGCACGUGCUAUCUUAGAGAGAAAUUGCAAUGAAAUUUUCUGUUUACUUUAUCGCGAUAACUUCAUUUAUAGAAUUGUAGUAUAAGUUUGUUCCUCGAGAUAUUCACCUUUGUUUCGUAUGCAAGUGUAAGGGAUCUGACAUCACAAUGCAUAUCCUGAGAAUCUGCAUUUGUUUGUAAAAAUAUUCAACCAUGUGUUUUCAAAAUGUCAUUAUGCGAUGUGAUUUCGCACAGGGGAUCGAUAUUUCCACAUGUUGUGAAACAAGAUUUGAUGGUUACGUUACUAAAAUUCCAAUUAUAAAGACGUUUUUAAGUCGGUUUUGUUGAUCUUCACCUUCCAACGGUGAAGGUUUAAGGUGAAUUUUCGUGUCAUUGACAUUGGCACUUCAAAUUCCUCUGUACGUAGUCGACAAUAUUAGCUAGCUUAUCUUCUACUGAAUACGCGUCAACUAUUCGUGUAACUGUGGCAUGAUUAAAAUAACAUAUAAUGUACAGUAUGAAAGAAAUUGUAUGAUUAUAAUUAAUGUAUUAUUGCUGUGCUUUGAAAAUAAAGUAUUUAUUAUAGA
Dendronephthya gigantea is the source of this 2911-nucleotide messenger RNA. Its product is annotated as tubby-related protein 3-like. The transcript is spliced from 15 exons. Lineage: Eukaryota; Metazoa; Cnidaria; Anthozoa; Malacalcyonacea; Nephtheidae. The record is from RefSeq and is a predicted model, not a curated record. Gene Ontology annotation, cellular component: cilium. Bases 100 to 1497 code for a protein of 465 amino acids. Gene Ontology annotation, biological process: protein localization to cilium.